CUCAUCUUCUCCACAAAACUGAAAAGGAAUAUAUUUACAUAAUUAUAAUACACUUUUAUUAAUCAUCAUCAUUUUAAUUUGUAUCCACUGUACUCUGCUUCUUCAAAACCUAGGGUUUCAUCCGCUCUCUGUUUUGAUAUUUUAAGUUGGAAAAUACGCUGUAGAUGAAGGCAUAGUUAAGCUAGAUGGAUUUCCAAUCUUAGCUUGAGAAAGCAUCUUAUUUGGUUGAAAGCCAUUGAAGCAUGUUUUAAUUUAAAGAAGUGUUGGGGUAUAGUUGUAUGAAAACUAAGCAUGACGAAAGUUUAAUAUCCUAUAUCAGGUUCAGACCAUUGUGGUGCCACCACCUUCGGUGCUUUCUAGCUUGAUUAUCCGUGGUGAUGCUGGCCUGCAGUUUCUAAGACUGUUGUUGCUGUUAUAUCCUACUUAGUGUCAAUCUUUGUGGAUUUGGAGCCUCAUCUACCGAUAAUUGUAUAUAACUACUAGACUAGGAAACAACCCUUUUGUUGCUGAAAGAAAAUAGCUAACACGGGUGCUCUUUGUUGUGUGGCCUCUAGGCCACAUGGACCGAAGUCACCUACAGACGGUAGGGACUCUUCAAACAGUCAUGGUGAACCGCAAUGGCGGAUAAACUCUAGUUUUUCACCUCCUCCAUUGAGGAUGUGGGAUUGCAGAUUACAGUCAGAUGGUUUACCACAGAGUUCUCAUGGAGUUCAUGGUUCAUCCCUGUCCUCAAACAGCAGAGAAAGUAGAAGUUGGGUUGGGAGUGAACGAUUAACCAAUCAUCAUCAUUCUGUAUCUGAUGGGAUUCUCUCCUAUUCUGACAGUCUACCUGAUAAUACUCAGGAACCUCGUUGGACAUCACCAGUGCAAAAGUUUAAUUUACGUGAGGUGGCAGCUUCAAGUAUGGGAGGAUCGAGACAGACCUCUCGGUUUCCUUCCUUAACUGAGAGGCGAUUUGCUCUUAAAGCCAGUGCAGCUUCCCCUAGUUUUGGGUCCCCAUCCUCACUUUCUGAGUCCAGCCAUUUAGAAUCAACUAGCAAGCCACCCAUUGCCUUCUCCAAUCGCAACUUCCCAAGCCGACGCUCUCACAUGUCAAAAGCUGUUUACCCCUUAGUCUAUCGCAACCCUGUAUCGGAUUGUGAAACCUUUGAUGAUGCUGAUAACAGCAGUUUUGGUAGGUUGACACCUGGUGGCGAUUUGACAUCACCAUCUCAUUGGCCAGAUAACAGUUCAAGUGUAGAGUAUAAGUUCCACAAAACCCUUACUGAUCUUCACAAAUCAGAGACGUCGCCAGACCCUAGUGCAAGCUCUAGAAGAGACGGAUUUAGGUGGAGCAGCGCGAGCAGUUAUGAUUUAGGGCUUGAUAGUGACAGACUUGAUGUAGCAGAGCACGUGGAUGUGGAGAGCCUGAGGUCACCUAGCUGUAGCGUGUCAGAUCAGAAGUGUGGAGUUUGUGGAAAAUUUCUGUGGCAAAAAUCACCCUGGAGUUCACAUCGGAUUAUGAGAGGUGGGGACAUGCCUAUUGCUGGCGUACUACCAUGCAGCCAUGUAUUCCAUGCUGAAUGCUUAGAGCAAGUGACUCCGAAAUCUCAGAAUCAAGACCCUCCAUGCCCCUUGUGUUUGAGAACUAUUGGAGCGAUUGAAGAAUCCGCAUCAGUAUCAGAGCCGUUGCAGGUGGCCUUACGAUCUCUUCGCGGAAGCAGAGGGCUUGUGAUAUCUGAGACCCAGGGAAGUCGGAGUCGUAAUGAAGCCUCUACGCACACCAAGGACAGGUUAAGAAAAAACUGGCUUCGGGUAGUGCCGCAGAGGAAUCGAAAUCAUAAUGGUUCUUCAAUAGCAAAUCGUUUAAAAAGGCAUUUCACAUUUGGAGGCAAGGCAGGUAAAGAUAUUUUUAGUAGUAAGGUGUUCCACAAGAAAGGCUCUUCUUCUGGCAGCGAAUCUGUUCAACACCAAAUAUUUAUGCAGUAGUCUCAUGUAUGUAUAUCCUCUUCCAAGUAGAUUUGAAGAUGUAUCUUUGGCUAGCAUCUAUUUAAGAUCUUUUAACAAAUUACCCAGGUUAUCUUAAAGAACCAUUGUGUAUGCAACUUAUUCAUUGUACGAACUCUGGCACAUUUUCAGUUCGACUGUGUUUGACGUUUUCUAAUAGAAUCUUUGAGCAUUUUGUAUUGCA
Molecule: messenger RNA, 2170 nt
Organism: Mercurialis annua (annual mercury)
Lineage: Eukaryota; Viridiplantae; Streptophyta; Magnoliopsida; Malpighiales; Euphorbiaceae
Exons: 4
Coding region: 658-1968 (436 amino acids)
Source: RefSeq, a predicted model, not a curated record